ACGAAAUGUAACGCAAAGUCAUUGUACAUGAAAAAUCUCUGCCUGUUUUAUAUGCAGCUACAAGCCAAAUACCUGGUGCCAUCGUCAACCAUUCAGAUGAUUGUGGAGGAAUUCAGUGGUUUAAAUUAUAUCUGUCAUCAGUACACACAGAAGAUGUUCAGGGAAAUACUCAAGUCAAAAACGACCCUCUCACAAUGUGAUAUUGAAUCUGUGGUGCAGACUUUGCAAGGCCAAGAUUUACAUUCAGCUUGUAAUUCAUUACUUUCCACAGAAUACCAAAGAAGACAGUAUUAUCAGAAAAAUUUUUCGUACGUGCAUCCACAAAGUAUGUAUCUUGGUCGUGAUGAGAACCGAAACCAACGUUAUGCACAGUAUAUUCCAUUGAAGAACACUUUAAAAACCAUGUUAAUAGACCCAGUGGUGUGGGAGCAGUGUGCCAAACAUCAGCAUGUACACUCUUCUGUGUUCUCUGACAUCUGUGAUGGCUCUGUAUUCAAAUCCAAUGACUUGUUUAAGCAGCCUGAGAUUACAAUCCAACUUAUCUUGUACCAGGAUGCCUUUGAGAUUGUGAAUCCCCUUGGGUCAGCUAAAAAAAAACACAAAAUGAUUGGAGUGUAUUUUACACUUGGCAACUUUGAGCCAUUUUACAGAUCAUGCAUUGAUAACAUUCAGUUAUCACUUUUGUGUUAUGAGAGAGACUUUUAACUAUUUUGGUCAAACCAAGAUUUUUGCUAAGUUGUUGGCAGAUGUCAAAGAACUUGAAGAGCAUGGAUUUGUGACAUCUUCAGGUGACAUAGUACGUGCAACAAUAGUGGCUAUUAUUGGUGAUAAUUUGGGGUCCCACUGCAUCGGUGGUUACUCACAGAACUUCAGUACUGCCAAGCAUUGCUGUAGGUAUUGCUUGGUAGCUCGCAGUGAACUUCAGAAUGUGUGUGUAGACUUUCCCAAUCGCACAGUUGAGUCCUAUAAGGCGGCAGUGGAAACUCUAAGGACGACCGAAGAAAAUGUUGUAAAUGGGUUGAAGUUUGACUCCAUUUUCAACUCUCUCAAAAAUUUUCAUGUUGCUCAGCCUGGCCUUCCCCCAUGCCUUGGCCACGACUUGUUUGAAGGUGUUGUAGCUAUUGAUCUUGCCAUUUUCUUGGAAUACUUUGUAAAAAGGAAGUGGUUUUCAUAUACACAGCUGAACAGGAGACUUGCACAAUUCAAAUAUCUGGAUUCUGAUGCUGGUUCUGCCCCCUCCCAGAUAUGUGAAAAAGGCAGAAAGUUAGGUGGUCAAGCAGCUGAGAACUGGUGUCUCCUCAGAUUUCUUCCUGUCAUAAUUGGAGACAGAGUAGAGUCACAAGACCCUGUAUGGCAACUGACUGUUAAGUUGAAAGAACUGGUUGAGCUAGUGUGUGCUCCCAAGAUUACCACUGCACAGAUUGCAUAUCUCAAUGUCUUAAUACCAGAAUAUCUGGAAACAAGAAAGGAGCUGUUUCCUGGUGAAAAUUUGAAACCAAAACAUCAUUACAUGCUUCACUAUACGUCACUCAUUUUAAGUCUUGGACCUUUAAUUCGUUUAUGGUCAUUGAGAUUUGAAAGCAAACAUUCAUACUUCAAAAGAAGUGUGAGAAGAACACAGAACUUCAAAAAUGUAUGCAAGACAUUGUCACACAACCAUCAACUUCUUCAAGCAUAUCUUCACUCACGGUCAUUUUUUUCACCAAAGCUUAAAAGUGUUGACUUGGCCACAUACUCUCCUCAUUUGUACAGUGAUGCUGUGUGCAAAGCUGUUGAGACAAGCUUUCUUAACGAACCAGACUUUGUUUCAACACGGGUAGAAUACAAGGGUACCCUGUACAGGAAAGGAAACUUAAUUUGCCUUAAAUGUGAAGAGGAGAAUUCUAUUUUACAGUUUGGACAGAUUGAGCUGAUUUUCGUGAAAGACGAUGAGGUGACUUUCCUUGUGACUCCCCGCCCCUCAGUGUAUUUGCAUGAUUAUGGACUUUAUGAGAUUUUGCCUGCGACAAAGGAAUUAAUUUGUGUAAAUGCUGAGGAAUGUCUAGAUUAUUAUCCCUUAAAUGAGUACAGUUUUAUGGGACUGAAGGUCAUUACUCUGAAGCACAGCGUUGUUCAUCUGUAAAAGGAUAAACUGUCCUCUCCCAACAGAAAUGGAUGCAUUGUUGACUUUUAUUGAGAAUGUGUUCCCAAACCCUAUAACUUCAAAGCUAGCCAUAGAGGGUUUGAACAGCCUAGGUGUGGAGACCAUAGAUGACCUACAGUUUUUGAAAGAGGAUGAUCUAGGUGGCUUUCUGAGACCGAUUGAAGCAAGAAAACUAAUAGCCCAAAUCCCAAGUAAGUUUUCAAAUCAAUGGUUGUUUUUACAUAUAAACUAGUCAACAUUUGAAGCGGAUCAAAAAGUUCAUUAAGUUCACAAGAACAGGUAUUGGUUUUAAGACAACUAUUAUGAAAGGUUUGAUCCACUUUAAAUGUUGACUUUGUGUACAUGCAUACAAUUAGAUGAACUGGAAAAACAACACCCCAGUCUCUUUCAUUCUGUACUUUGUUAGCUGUACUCUUUACUUGUAUUACAGUGUAUCAAUGUGUUUCUUGUUUCUGCAGUAUGGUUUUUAAUGCAGUUUUUUGUUUAUGCCAUGUAGAUAUUGCUUCCACUCUGCAAAACACUGCCAAUGAUUUGUCUGCUGAAUACACUUCUGAUGCAUCAGGUUCACCUGCUCCUGGAUGCUCAAUUUCACCAUCCAGCUCUUCAAGUGGAAGACGUGACAGUAGCUGUGAAACUUCGUUUUAUGACCAUGACUGGCAUUAUAGUUUUGAUGUUCCAUGGCAAAAAAUGCCAGCAAGUUUUAUGGAAAAGUUGCAAAAUGGCGAAAGGCCAAGUUGCUCUGAGAGAAGACAGUUGGUCCGCAUUGUUGCUUCUGAGAUCCUGGAAGUCAGCAAAUGUCCAGCAAAAAAACAUGUAUCAGAAAUAGCCCGACAAAUGGUGAUUGCAUACCCAAAGUCUUUCAGAGAUGAGAUUAAUUCCCAGGUUGUAGGAAGUGGAUAUGAUUCUCUCCUCAAACAACUGGUGUGUAGAAUUGACAAUUUUAAAAGAGCAAAAGCUAUUAGUUCACCACUUUGUGGUACUCUAGAAGUAUCAACAAAGAAACGAAAAUUGUUAUAUGGUUGUAUACAUUCUGAUCCACAACUGCUAGUUGGAGAAACAUCCGAAUUGCAGCAGGAAAAGAAAGAGAAGUUGCUAGUAAUGUUUCAAAAUAAUGAAAGUGAUGUAAAGACAAUCUAUGACUUAAUGACUUCUACUUACACCUCUCAAAGAAACAACAUCCAAUCUGGAAAGGAAACCAAAGAUUUACUUGAUGAGUGGCCAUAUCUCUUUCAGCCAGCAGGAAUGAAAGCACACUUUAAAGAGCUCACUGGCAUUGACAUAAACAACAGCUUUGAAGAAUCUGCUUCCAGUAAGUUCAGAAGAAUAUUGGAGUACUUUCAAUUUCAGUGCACAGAAAGAGCAAGCAGAGCAGGGAGAAUACUCACAAAGUAUAGAGCUGGAGGGGAUCAUGUUUGUGGGGCAGUGAUGUUGCUGCUAACCCAUUUCAAAAAUGACCAAGACCACUUUCUUGUGAUGGUAGAAGACACCUCUGUUCCAAGUGAUGUAUGCUCAGAACAGCUUCCAGCAACACCAUGUAUAGUAGUGUGUGGUGGGUAUUACUAUGAUCUUGCAACACAAUAAUUCCUGGUUUCGGGUGACCAGAACUCACAUUCUGUUUAAUAUUAUGUCUUACUGAUUUUGUGUUUGUUCAAAGGAGAGAACCCACUGACAGCCGGUGUGUACAUGGUAGCAGUAGACCAGAUGAUUGUAAAUUACCAUCUCUUGAGUUUUACAGAAGCCCUGUAUCUGAUGUUCUCUCUUUACUAUAUAUUGAACAUCAGUUACCCUGUAGAACUGGGAGCCACACUAGAAUUCUUGCAAAGGUGCAUCUUUAGGAUAAAUCCUCAUAAAGGUACCAAGGUGGAAAAGAGAGAAAAAGAGAGCGUACUCUGUCAACCCCAGAGUAUUAAGUCUGACGUCAAAAAUUGCUGCAUUUGACUGGGGAGAGUAACAGAUGUGGUCUUUCAGAAGACUGACAUUUCGCUGAAGAACAGGACAAGACCGACUUUUUGUACUUCAGUGCAGCGCUUUGUUCCUUAAAUCAUUUUUAUUACCUUGUGAUGUGAU
Messenger RNA from Carassius carassius (crucian carp), 4210 nucleotides. RefSeq lists its product as uncharacterized. The transcript has 4 exons. The record is from RefSeq and is a predicted model, not a curated record. Bases 689 to 2122 code for a protein of 477 amino acids. NCBI's taxonomy places the organism in Eukaryota, Metazoa, Chordata, Actinopteri, Cypriniformes, Cyprinidae.